Molecule: messenger RNA, 1065 nt
Organism: Acaulospora morrowiae
Lineage: Eukaryota; Fungi; Glomeromycota; Glomeromycetes; Diversisporales; Acaulosporaceae
Source: the annotation of a GenBank genome assembly
AUGCCUGGGCGUAUGCUUUUCCGGUACACCCGUGAGGAAGUGGGUAAACAUAAUAGAACCGACGACCUGUGGGUUAUCCAUAACAACAAGGUCUAUGACGUAACAGAAUUCGUCUUGGACCAUCCCGGUGGUGCUGAUCUUAUUGUAGAGUGGGCAGGAAAAGACAUUACCAAAGUGUUGAAUGAUCCUGAUUCGCAUGAACAUAGUGAAGUAGCCUACGAAGCGUUGGGGGAAUUAUGUAUAGGUGAAAUAGUUGAUAACAAUACUUCUACGACCAAGGUUGCCACCAUAUCACCACAGUCACAAGUCUCCAAGAAUUAUACUGCCGAUGACAAAUUUCAUUCCGCAACAACAAACAUUCAAUCCGAUCUCAAAGAGAAAUUUCUCGACCUGAGUAGACCUUUAUUUUACCAAAUGUUCAAUUGCGAUUUCACCAAAGAAUUUUAUCUCCAACAAAUUCACAAACCGCGCCAUCUUCCAUACUCCGUCAAAUUGUUUGAGAGUCCUUAUUUAGAAAUUCUAACGAAGACCCCGUGGUAUGUAAUUCCGAUCAUUUGGAUCCCGGUGGUAUAUUAUCAUGCAUCUAUGGCAUCAGAAAAUUUGGGCUUGAAUACGAUCUCCGUCUUAUUCGUCAUUGGUAUUUGGAUUUGGACUUUGUUGGAGUAUGCACUGCAUCGGUUUGUAUUCCACGUGGACAAUCUUCUUCCGGAUCAUCCCUAUGCCCUUUCCCUACAUUUCACCCUACAUGGAAUUCAUCAUUAUUUACCUAUGGACCGGAUGCGUCUUGUGAUGCCACCGAUUCUUGGUGGAACCAUCGCUAUCCCAAUCAUGCGAGCUGGGUAUUUUAUUUUUCCUGAAUCGAUUACGCAUGCUUUAAUCGCCGGUGCUGUAUUUGGCUACAUUUGCUAUGACAUGACUCACUAUUACCUUCAUCACGCUCGCCCUUUCGGUCAACAUCUACAGGAAAUGAAAACAUAUCAUCUGAAUCACCAUUACAAAAACUAUGAAUUAGGCUAUGGUAUUACAAGCAAAUUCUGGGACAAAAUGUUCAAUACUGUGUUGUAA